Staurois parvus is the source of this 1143-nucleotide messenger RNA. NCBI's taxonomy places the organism in Eukaryota, Metazoa, Chordata, Amphibia, Anura, Ranidae. The record is from the annotation of a GenBank genome assembly.
AUGAAACCGAAUUUUCUCUAUCUCCUGGUUACAUUUUUGGUGACUGUGAUUGUUCUUCGAACUCUCCUCUUUUCAGAAGCUAAUCAAGCUCCAACUGUAACUGCUCCAGCAGAAAAGGUGGUUCUUCGUCAUGUUCUUCCAGUCAUUACUGAUUAUCCAGUUGUAAAGUGUGUAGAAAAUACCAGCACUCAAAAUUUCCCAGACUUUGAUGGACAGCCACAGAACAUGAAAGAUUUCUUGACAUACCGUCACUGUAAAAGUUUUCCAUUGAUACUUGACUCCCCCAUGAAGUGUAAUCGUGUUAACGGCUCCAAUGAUGUUUUCCUGUUGUUAGCCAUCAAAACAGCACCAGAAAAUUAUGACCGCAGGGAAGCCAUACGAAAAACAUGGGGAGAAGAAAAAAGCUACGGGGGUGCCAAAGUGAAACUAAUUUUUCUUAGUGGAGUUUCAAGGAACAAGGAAAAAGCAAAACGAAUGAUGCAACUGUUAGAAGCAGAGAGUCACACAUAUGGAGACAUCCUCCAGUGGGACUUUGAAGACACUUUCUACAAUUUAACAUUGAAGCAGGUCCUUUUCCAUAAGUGGAUGGAUCUUAGGUGCCCAGGGGCACAGUUCAUUUUCAAUGGUGAUGAUGACGUUUUUGUUAACGCUGUAAAUGUGAUUACAUAUUUGAGAGGCUUAGAAUUUGAUGGACUGCAAAAGCAUCUUUUUGUUGGAGCACUAAAUAUAGGGAUGCCACCUGUUCGUGAAAAGUAUAGCAAGUAUUAUGUCCCAGAACAACUUUUUCCUGGUGAUUAUUAUGCACCGUACUGUGGAGGAGGAGGUAUCCUCAUGUCUGGUUUUACAGGUAAUGCCAUCUCAAGGGAAUCAGCUCGUAUUCCCCUUUUUCCUAUUGAUGAUGCUUAUCUGGGAAUGUGCCUUAAGAAGGCUGGGCUGAGUCCAGAUAACCAUGAAGGAAUAAGAACAUUUGGUAUCAACAUGCCGAAUGCAGUAGACUCAUUUGAUCCUUGUUAUUACCGUGACAUGCUUAUGGUCCAUCGCUUUAUACCCUAUGAAAUGUUAAUUAUGUGGAAAGCCUUAAAAUUUACCACACCAAACUGCAAAACACAGAUAGUAAAUAGAACUAAGCCAGCUCAACCUUAA